UGUGUCCGUGCGGGCGCCCCGGCCCCCUCCCCGCCCCGCCGCAUUGUGGAGGGAGGGACCGCGGCCGCCUCCGCCGCCGUGCGGGGCCGGGCGCUGUCCGUGGUGCUGAUCCCCGCGGGGUGGGAGCUGUCCGUGGUGCUGAGCCCGGCGGGACGGGCGCUGUCCGUGGUGCUGAUCCCCGCGGGGAGGGAGCUGUCCGAGGUGCUGAUCCCCGCAGGACCAGGAACUCUCCGAGGUGCUGAGCCGUGCCGCCCGGGCGGCACCAUGGUGUUCGCUCCAGGUGAGAAGCCAGGGAUGGAGCAAGAUGAAGUUAAGCUGCAGAUUGCCAGCAAGCAGAUUGUGCAGACUGCUAUCCUCCGAGCAGUGCAACAAGUUUCCCAGGAGAGCCAGCAAAAGGAGAAACGAACAAACACCAGUGCAAGCCUCCAACUAGAAAGAGGAAAACUAACCAAGAAGCACGAAAAGAAGUAAAGGAGCAGAUAGGGGUUUUUCAACUCCAGUCUGCAGUGUUUUCAGCUUUCUCUUUAGUAUCAGCUGUAUUGCUAGUGCAAUGCUACUGCUGUAAAGCAAACCAAAGUAUUAUCACACCUAGACAUAGGGUAAAACUGAAAUAGUCCUCAGCUGAAAAAUAUUAAGUGCAUUAGAUGAAUGACUCCAUAUUUAUGCAGUGCCUCUUAACAGAAAUGAUAACCACAGCUGUAAAAGUAGUUCCAAGCACAAGCUCUUAUGAUAUGAGCUUAUUCUCAAAAGCUUGUUGCCAGUGCACUUUCAUGCUAAGUUCUCCGUGCAACGUUUACGUCAGUUCAGCUGGACGGGCUCUUCUUUGUGUUGUUGGGUUCACUGAAGCUGUCUUCGCUGAAGAAAUUGUUUACUGUCAGGUGUAGCAGAAUGCUUUCAGGCUCCCUUGGAGCACGGGUUUGUACUUUGCUUUGAUUAGACAUGAACUAUGUGAAAUGGCAGUAUAAAGUGGAUUUGGUAAGUUCUGUGAACCAGUUUAUUUAUUCGUCUUGGGGAAAAAAAGAAACCAAUCCAGUAAGACUGCAGUGACUGUGAUCUAUGACUAUGAUCAUAUACCUAUGAUCUAUGUAUUUUUUUAAAAGAAGUUAAGUACUGAAGUUUUAGUCUACUUACUGAAAUACUUCUAUACUUCUGCAUAAAAAUCACUUGUGCCUAAACUAUUCCUUUUGAUUUUCUUGAUAUUGAAAGAAAAGGAACUGAUGUGAUGAUAAGGAAUUGGCCAUCAUUUCCUUCAGUUUUGCAACUUUGCUGGGUCUUGAUCUACAGAAAGAGAAAACUGAAGUGUCUUUAAAAAAAGGAGGUUGAAUAUAUUAGUGUCUUUAAGAAUGAAAAUAUACUGUAUCUGAAUUUUGUCAUGGUAGGUAUUUCUCACCUGCUGGGUGUAAAGUGACUUUAGGUAUUUGCAGUUCUUACAUAGAUUCACCUUAAAUAGCACUGCGUGAAGCUGGUAAUACAGAGCUUAUCCUUUUAACUGCUCUAUAUAGCUGAAGAAAUCCAUGAUGUUUCUGAAAAUACAAAUUAAAUAAAUGUACCCUUCACUUUUA
Corvus hawaiiensis (hawaiian crow) is the source of this 1562-nucleotide messenger RNA. It is a transcript of the gene AKAIN1, whose product is annotated as A-kinase anchor inhibitor 1. The annotation marks the transcript as partial. The record is from RefSeq and is a predicted model, not a curated record. Lineage: Eukaryota; Metazoa; Chordata; Aves; Passeriformes; Corvidae. The transcript has 2 exons.